CUAUGACCUUGACUGGUUGAGGGCUUUGGACUGUUGGUUCUACCUCGGUGUAUUCACUCCCUCGACAAAUUGACUUAUCCGGUGUUUUCAAAGCAAUGUCAGUCAAGAGCAAGGUCAAGAAAGAAGUAAACCAAGUUUCUAAAACAAAAUCAAGCAAGCGACAUGCUGAUACCCAAACUGAUGGUAUUCCAAAGAAGACGGGCAAGCUUAGUGAAAAACAGGAAGUAACAAAGCCUAUCGAAGUUGGUGUUUCCAAAGUACACAAAACAAAGCAAGUAAAACAUACACGUGGCAAAAAAAUUGCGGCUCCAAAAGCAUUCUUGGCUAAGAAAGAGCGCCGCCUAUUAAGGUUAAAGUCAAAGAAACACUCUGAAGUAGUAAUUAAACUACUACCAAUAUGGGAACAAUUUCGACGUGAUGAUGUAUCCAAGGAGAAACGAUUUGAAUUCAUCCAAGAAGUGUUGAAAAUCUCAAAGAAAGUCAUACCUGAUUUGUGCAUGGCUCAUGAUACUUCAAGAAUCUUGGAAGAUUGUGUUAAAUAUGGUACAGAAUCACAACGUUGGCAAAUUUUCAGUGAAGUUCAUACAAAUCUGGUGAUACUGGCCAAAUCACGCUAUGCAAAAUUUGUUAUAUUAAAACUAAUAAAGUACGGUGACAAACAGUACAUACUGGAGAUGUUUAAGGCCUUUAAAAAUCGCAUUCAACGUUUAACUCAACAUAAAUUUGCAUCAGAAGUUAUAGAUACUUUAUAUAAUGAUUAUGCCACUGCAUCACAACGUAGUGAAAUGAUUCAAGAGUUUUAUGGGAAUAGACAUGCUCUGAGACUUGGUGAACAUAAAUUAUUCACACUUGAAGAUACUUUAAAAUUGCAUCCAGAUAAAAGUACUGUAAUACUUGACAAUCUUACUAAGAUACUCAUCAAUUUGGUAUCAAAGGGUCUUAACAAAUACAGUAUUGUCCAACACUUAUUAUUAGAGUAUUUACGAAAUGCUGUAUCAUUUUCCAAAGCAUCGUCACUACCUGUUAAUGUGAAAGCUAGUAUAAAUACAUCUCAACCAACCGAAACAAUUGUACCAUAUAUAGUUGAUGAACCAGUUGACUGUAAAGAUGAGGAUGCUAUUCCUAAAUCGUUCUAUGAUAAUUUUACGACUUUGAUUGAAAAUUUAAUCGAUGGUCAAAUAGUGCCAAUGUUACAUACUCGUGAUGGUGUUCGUGCUGCUUUAAGAAUACUUUGGGCAUGUAGUCCUCAGAAACGUAAGAUUUUAGUUAAAGGCUUGAAAACCUGUGUACAAAAUAUUGCGUUUAAUGAACAUGGACAUCUUUUUAUCAUUGGGUUAAUCGAUUCAGUGGAUGAUAUUGUAUUAUUGCAAAAAACAAUAUUUCGAGAAAUAUUAGACGAUUUAGAAUUGUUUGUCAUGCAUCCUAAUGCACGUAAAGUAUUACUAUAUAUGUUAUCUCCCAGGGAUCGUCGUCAUUUCUGUCCUCAAUUGAUUAAUAGUAUCUUAGUUCCAGGUGAUACAAAUAUUUAUACAAAGAAAUUACUUGGUGUACGUACAAUGGAAAUGCGCCAAUCACAAUCAAUGAUGUUACCAGCUUUACUUAAUUUAGUUAAUGAUAAAUUGGUUGAGUUAUUUAUUGGUGAUUCAUUAAGUGAAAUGGGUCUAUUAACUAGUAAAGAUUUGGGUCGUCUUGUACUUUUGAGUGAAAUUCUUGAUAAAAGCGCUCCACAUAAUUUAGAUGUAGAUAUUGUACUGCCAGCGUAUAAAAGAACAAAUGAUGAUACACGUGUUCAAUUUGGAAAUUGUACCAUCUCUACAACAGAUUUAUCAACUUAUAAAGCAUCAAGAAAAUUAGCUUUAGAAAAGCUUGUUACACAUAUUUUAAUACCGGAAUUCAAUCCAACUGGUAGUGAUGAUGAUGAUGAGGAGGAGGAGGAGGGAAAAACUCGUCCAAAACAACAUCAACAACCACAGAAACGAAAUCAUAAUGAUUUACGUUUAUCUCGGCAUAAAUUAGCAGUUUCAUUAGUUGAAGCUUAUUUAGCUAAACAAAAGAAUCCAAAAGUCAAAUCAUUUUUCACUGGGAAAGAAUCAUUAUCCGAUAAUGAGGAACAAGAGAAUAAUCAACAUAUGUCUGUCGAUGAAACAUUUACAAUGAAUCAAUCUAGUUCGAAACCAUUUAUUGAACGACCUGAAGGUGCAUAUCUGAUACGUCGUUUAUUACAAAUGGAGAAAACGACUAAAGAUUGUAUGUUUUAUUGUUGUUUAUUAACAUUCUAGGUUACUAGUAUCAUGUAAAUGAACAUAUUUAUUUUGUUAUGUUUGUUUAGUCAUUCAAACUUUGAUUUUAAGUGAGAGCUGUGAAGUUAUCUAAAGUAUGUUGUAUAAAACUGUAAUUUCGCUCUCUUUACAUGUAAACACACAAUAGACGUAAUGUAUGUUUUGAAGAAGUUGAUUAACAUAGCUCAAUAUUAGUUACAGUUGCAUUUAUUCUCCAGGUUUACCCUGUAGAUGUUAUCGAGUUUUGUUUUAUUGCCUAAUUUAAAUUAUUCUCAUAUUUGAUUUUCCAUCAUAUUUAAUAUUAUUGCUCCUCUUAAUUUCAUCUAUUGUUUUGUUGAUGUGCAGUGUGAUGGAUUUUGCUGAUACACAUUUGUGGUACAUUCUAUUCUGAAUGUAACUAACUUACUUAAUUGUAGGUUAUAUUCAUUAGAGAUUAAUCUCGGUGUAGCAUCGAAAACUAUAAAGUAUUUGACAGUCGUUUCGUCCUUGUGUAGGAUUCCUUGAUAGUAUGCACUAAUAACCCUCUUUCAUGGAUUGGACUCAGGACCUUCAGGUACCUUCAGUUGUACCCCGACUGAGAUCAGUCUGUGAUGAUUACAACUUGUAAAUUAAACCAAUCUCAACCGGAUCUAUUCACGCAAACUAUCCUAGUCACCUCACUAGCUACUAACCUCAAGUUAUUCCUGGAGAUCUUGUGAGAAGUGGCGACUGGUGGAGUUUAGGUACACUAAGCUUGAAAUAGUUGUAAUCAGUAUCACUGAAUAACCGUUCCGCUGUAUCUCAAAUCGAUUAACGUUGAAAUUGCACUAUUGGAGAUUGACCCAGAAUGUCUAACGGUUAAUUUUAUUAUUUAUUUAUUUUAACACAUAAGUAUAGGUACAGGGAGGCACCAAAUACAUAUGCGCCACACAAAUCUCAAUUGAUUUGUGUGAGGGCUGUGAUACUGCCCGGGUGCCCAAACCGAAACAGGUGGUUUUCUUAGGGGGCCACACCCCGAGCCUUCGACCUGAAGAUCUGACCCACAAGGCAGUGGAGCAUCGUAAGGAGAUGCAGUCCCAUGGUAGCCGGUGACCAACGAUUGGUUCAUACGCCAUUUGUUCCCGCAGGAUACUGGAGCCCAUGUGCACCAUUGGUUUGGGAUCCGGUUAAAGCGCCAGACAUUCGAUUUUCGUCCUCUCAUUUUUUUAAACAACACCCCCGCCACGAGAAGGCAGUGAGUAGGACUUCCCUGGCAGAGGCUAUAUACGCGUGGCCAUGUGAGAGCAUUUCGAGAGGGAGAGUGGACUUUCCCCACUCUCGGCCGUACCAGGGCAUUUGGGGGCGUCUAACGGUUAAGGGUCGAUCACAAGAUCUAAUUUCUUAGACGUGAUACCUUCCGUGGUAAUAAUGAUGUGGAUUAUUGUAUUUCAAGUAAACUUUGGCAGGCAUAAUUGAUUUAUUCAUCAGAUAAAAAUGGUCGAAGCAAAAAUAAAGCGUGGGCUAUAGGAAGAGAAGCCGCUUUUACUUUGCGAAUCCCUGCCUUUACGUCUGCAUGCGAUCCUCCUUGCUCAUCGAUGAUGCUUACCAGGCACGUGAAAUAUUCCACAUUUUCCAGAGCUUCUUCAUCAAGUGUGAUUGGUUUGGUGUUCUCUGUUGCUUUUUGCGCUCUGUAUGUUGAAUCCUAGUGAUGCAUAGGUUGUUGCUACAUUGGUUGUCUUGAUCUUCAUUUGUUUGUGUGUAUGGGCUAGUGGGGCUAGAUCAUCCGUGAAGUCUAAUUCCUCUAAUUGAUUUCGAGCUGUCUAUUUUAUUCCAUGCUUACCCUCAGAUGUGGGAGUCUUCACAAUGCAGUGAACCAGUAGAAGAAAGAGGAAGGGUGCGAGUAGACAGUGUUGUCUGACUCCCGUCCUUACAUGGAAUUCAUCUGUCAGCUAUCCUCCACGCACGACUUUGCAGUUUAGUCAGUUGUAGAACCAUUUAUUGGCAGGCAUAAUUGGAUAUUUGUUUUGUUUAAUCAACUGAUUAAACAGAGAUCUGUUAUCAAUUUGAAAAUAAGGAAAAAUGUCCCACUUGUUGUUUCAUUACUUAUAAAGUUUCGCAUAUUAUAUUUAAGGACAGAUUUCCUCUGUUGUUCUCUAUCUGUGUGUGUAUUUUUUUUGAAAAUAUUUUUGUCGAAAUAGUUACUUUUGCUCGACUCAUUAUGAAACUUGUCCCAGCUGAAAAUUUUCAAUCUUGGAUCAAAUGUAAUCGUACUUGUUACAUUCUAGUAAAUCUGUGGGAACUUGGUGAUGCAAAGAUUUGUAAUACACUCAAAGAAGCUUUGAAUCCUGUUGUAGAAACUCUGAAAAUAUCACCUUUAUCUGGUGCUAAAAUUUUGUACAAUCAUUUAAACCAACAAUAAUUUCUAUUUUAAAAGUAAUUUUGUAUCUAAA
Messenger RNA from Schistosoma spindalis, 4687 nucleotides. The record is from the annotation of a GenBank genome assembly. Lineage: Eukaryota; Metazoa; Platyhelminthes; Trematoda; Strigeidida; Schistosomatidae.